Messenger RNA from Neospora caninum, 2001 nucleotides. RefSeq lists its product as hypothetical. The transcript has 5 exons. NCBI's taxonomy places the organism in Eukaryota, Apicomplexa, Conoidasida, Eucoccidiorida, Sarcocystidae. The coding region runs from base 1 to 2001 and encodes 666 amino acids. The record is from RefSeq and is a predicted model, not a curated record.
AUGGCCGACACGGACGAUUCGCACACCGGCUUCGAGGGGUUCGACCUCUGCGUCACUCCGGAGUUUGGUUCCCCCGUCUGUUCCCAUCCGUCAACUCCCCGCCAGGCCGGCUCUUCCGCCUCCCGCGCCUCUCUUCCCACGCCUCCGCCUCCACGGCUUGUCCCCUCUCGGGCCUUUCCUUCCGAGUGUUCGUAUCCCAGUGAAGACGCGUUUCACGCGUUCUUCUCUCCAAGCAGAACCAAGCGGGCUCCUCACCUCUCGGACUCUGAGGAUCUCUGGCCUUUCGCCUACGAUCCCUAUGCGAGUGACGAGGACGAAGACAGCCUGCGCAGCUCGGAAACGCGAUACGUGUACGGACCGUUUCUCUACCCUCCUUCCGCGCGAACGGUCGUCCCUGUCUCGCCCUCGGACGGGGACCGGGGGCGAGACAGGUCCGCAGGACCAGGUGCUUCUGCCUGGCGAAGAAGAGAACGAAAGCUCUCGAGCGGGGCGCACAGAAAAGAGAAGGGCGAGCACGGAGACCCAUCUAUUGCUCGAAAGAUGCGCCCCGCUUCUUCCUCUGGAAAUGACGCUCGUCCUUCGUCCUCCCCCUCGAAGUUUGGGGAGUCUGGGGAGAGGGAGGAGACAGCCGAGGCCGCUCCCGUGUCGGGCUCCACUGUCCGACCGCGGUCGCGGCCGGCCGGGGCCCCGCGCGAAAGGCGCAGAGACACUUCGGAGCGACGCGCGUCUCUGCCAAUCCUGUCUUCGGCGGCGAAUCAAGAGGAACUUCCUGUCUUUGGUCUGCGGAGAGCGGAUCGGCGAAAGGCGAUUCUAGGGCAGGUACGACCCGUGCCCAUCCGGGAUCCGCCCUUGCACGACGACUCGCUCACUCUCCCCUCGACCUGGAAAGAAAGCGCAUUUGUGUCGCCGCCGACGGAGGACGAAGUGCGGAGCCUCAAAAACUUCCCUGAAGAACUCGCGAGAAGACGCGCAGAAGACGGCGCGGUGUUCAGGCGCAAACGCCACCCCUUUCUUCUCCAGUAUGCGGAAGAGAAGGUGCGUCGCCUGAUUCGCCGCGUGCGCGAAGAGGUGAAGAAAUUGGGCGCUGCGGAGCCGCAAGCAGCAAACGACGAGGAAGACCCGUUCGGCAGCGAGUUCGCAGAAGAACUGAUGAAGCUGGUCCUCCAAGACAUCGACAAGAACCAAACCGCGUUAUCUUACCUCGAGGACGAGUACGAACUCGUCGAAGGAGACCAGUGGAAGUGGACCAUGCUGGAUCGAGAUCGGUGGACGCGGAGCAGCCUCUUAAGGAGGCUGAUGAAAGAAGGCAAGUCUGACUGGGAAGAGCGUCAGUACGCGGAAGACUACGAGAGAUUUCUACUCAAGGCGUUCUCCCCGCCGCGCCCGGACUGGGGCGGGACUGCGUACUACGAGUCCAUCACGUUGGACAAGGAAGACUACACGGCGUGUAUCGACGAGCUCCUGGAUCAGCAAGAGGUGGCGAGGAAGGCCAAACAGAAAAGGCUGGACGAAGAACGGAAACGCGUCGAGGUUGAACUGGAAAGACAGCGAAAGACGCGGGUGAACCACGAUCGGGUCAUCAAGUACCUCGAAGUGGCGGAUGGAAGACUUCCUCGUCUCUUCGAAGGAGUUGCGCGCACCAGGAGGAAGAAACAUCCGAAGAACUGCACCGUAUCCUCCGACCGCCUCAAGUCCUAUGCGGAAGGCAUCGAGAGUGUAACGCGUUGCCCAUUCUUGGUGGUUGACAUGGGUCGGGCCUUGUGUGAAGGCUGGCGACAUUGGGGUGGACGAGGAGCUCAAAUCAAACACAUGGAUCCUCCUAGAGGAAUACCUCCCGACAAAUACCGUUUGACAAAAGAAUCGCUAGCGAAUGCCAUGAAGAAGCUGCACGUUCCCGGCCAAGAUGACGACGCUCUCGAUCUCAUGGCAGCGAAACCGAAAAAGCGGGAGAGACAAGCGGAGCCUGAAAAGAUGCUUGGGGGGGGUCGCUAUGCUGUGUGA